This is a messenger RNA of Fonsecaea multimorphosa CBS 102226, 1494 nucleotides long. RefSeq names its product acetyl-CoA hydrolase. Gene Ontology annotation, biological process: acetate metabolic process. The transcript is spliced from 7 exons. The coding region runs from base 1 to 1494 and encodes 497 amino acids. Gene Ontology annotation, molecular function: acetate CoA-transferase activity; acetyl-CoA hydrolase activity. The record is from RefSeq and is a predicted model, not a curated record. Gene Ontology annotation, cellular component: mitochondrion. NCBI's taxonomy places the organism in Eukaryota, Fungi, Ascomycota, Eurotiomycetes, Chaetothyriales, Herpotrichiellaceae.
AUGGCCGCCUCAGCACUCUUGAAGAGUAGGUGCAGAAGGGCUAGCUACCUAAACAAAUUGGCCAAGGCUGAAGAUCUCAUCGACUUGUUCCCCCACGGCGCAUAUGUCGGCUGGUCGGGCUUUACAGGCGUGGGAUAUCCCAAAAAAGUGCCAACCGCUCUCGCCGACCACGUCGAGAAAAAUGGGCUCCAGGGCAAGCUCAAAUACAACCUCUUUGUGGGUGCCUCGUCCGGAGCAGAGACCGAGAACCGAUGGGCUCGACUCAACAUGAUCGAACGCCGGGCCCCGCAUCAGGUCGGCAAGGAGAUCGCCAAGGGCAUCAACAACGGCAACAUCAAGUUCUUCGACAAGCAUCUCAGCAUGUUCCCCGUCGACUUAAUGUACGGAUUCUACACCAAGCACAAGGCCAACAAUCGCCUGGAUGUGGCCAUCAUUGAAGCUUCUGCCAUCACCGAGGACGGCGGCAUUAUCCCUGGGGCCAGUGUGGGAGCGUCUCCCGAGAUCAUUCAGAUGGCAGACAAGCCAUACUUGAUCAUGGCACCAGAGGACCGCAUUGGGACACCGCAUAUCCCUGUGGAUCCAGAGCGCGUGGUGGCCCUCGUUGAGUCCGACUAUCCCGACCAAACAACCGAAAAUGCUCCCGAGGAUGAAACCUCUCAGGCUAUUGCUCGCAACCUGAUCGAGUUUCUGGAACACGAGGUCAAACAUGGCCGCUUGCCGGUGAACCUGCUGCCUCUGCAAUCUGGCAUUGGCAACAUUGCAAACGCUGUCAUCGGCGGUCUAGCUAAAGGAGGUGCCAACUUCAAGAAUUUGAAAGUUUGGACUGAAGUGUUGCAGGACUCGUUCCUGGACCUCUUCGACAGUGGUAACCUGGACUUUGCCACCGCGACUUCCAUUCGUUUCUCUCCUGGAGGAUUUCAACGUUUCUAUGAUGGCUGGGAGAACUAUCACUCCAAACUCAUCCUGAGAUCCCAGCAAGUAUCGAACUCACCUGAAAUAAUCCGUCGCCUCGGUGUGAUCGGCAUGAAUACCCCCGUCGAAGUCGACAUCUACGCUCAUGCCAACAGUACCUGCGUGAUGGGCUCCCGCAUGCUCAACGGCCUAGGAGGAUCCGCGGACUUCCUCCGUUCAUCCAAAUACUCCAUCAUGCACACACCCAGCACACGACCUUCCAAGACAGAUCCUACCGGUGUGAGCUGCAUCGUGCCCAUGUGCACGCACAUUGACCAGACUGAGCACGACCUGGACGUUGUCGUGACUGAAAUCGGCCUUGCAGACGUGCGAGGAAUGUGUCCUCGCGAACGAGCGCGCGAGAUCAUCAAGCACUGUGCCCAUCCCGACUACCGGCCCAUCCUUCAGGAUUACUUCGACAGAGCCGAGUAUGAGUGCUUGAAGAAGGGCAUGGGUCACGAGCCGCACCUGCUCUUCCAAGCAUUUGAUAUGCAUAAGAAUCUGGUGGAGAAUGGUACCAUGAAGAUCAGUGGCUGGAAAUAG